This is a messenger RNA of Sitophilus oryzae (rice weevil), 2058 nucleotides long. Its product is annotated as E3 ubiquitin-protein ligase RFWD3-like. Gene Ontology annotation, cellular component: nucleus. Gene Ontology annotation, molecular function: protein binding; ubiquitin protein ligase activity. Gene Ontology annotation, biological process: protein ubiquitination; interstrand cross-link repair. The transcript has 10 exons. The record is from RefSeq and is a predicted model, not a curated record. NCBI's taxonomy places the organism in Eukaryota, Metazoa, Arthropoda, Insecta, Coleoptera, Curculionidae. Bases 304 to 1890 code for a protein of 528 amino acids.
AUUUUUAGCAUAUUUUUUUAAGUAUGCAUUUCUCAAAUUCUCAAAUAGCAUAACAGAGCAUAAUAAUAAACAUCAACAAUGUAAAAUCAUGUGAAAUAUAUGUCCAAUGUCCAACGAGAACAGAUCUCACAUCUCACAGUCACAGUUGUUAUUUUAAUUUACAGGUCUAUGUAUUCCAAUGGUGUAUUCACAGGGUAUUCACAGGUAAAUCACAGAGGUUAUGUCUUAUGUUUACGUCCGCAUUCCAAAAUUAAAGCGGGAGUUUUUUUCCAAAAUACUGCACAUUUUAAAUGAUUUGGAAUAAUGGACGAUAGCUUACCGAUACUUAGAACUCCAGAAGAUACCAUUCCAGAAGACACAUAUCCUAAUUUAACUGAAACCGAUUCAAAUUCUGAUGAAUUUCCAUUUUUCGAAAAUGAUCCAGAAGAAAGUUCCUCGAAGCGGUAUCAUGGUGACGACGACGAUGAUGGUACAAUAUGCCCUAUUUGUUUAGAAGCUUGGACUAACAGUGGUGCUCAUCGAAUAUGUUCGUUAAAAUGUGGCCAUCUUUUUGGACAUAAAUGUGUACUGCGUUGGUUAGAUUCCCAGUCGAAGAAAACAUGCCCAACUUGUAAAAUGCCUGUGAAAAGAUUAGAUAUUAGAUUUAUUUAUGCCAAAAAACUUAUUGCCAUUGACAAUAUCGAAUUAGAAAAGCUGAGACUACAAUUAGAGGGAGUUGAGAUGGAGAAGAACAUGGCUUUACAAAAUGUUUCUAAAUAUGUCAGUAGGGAGCAUGUAUUACAACAAGAAAUUGAACACCUAAAAAGAAGAAUACAAGAUUUAACUAUAGGUAGUAAAUCAACAGAAUCUUCAAAUCAUUAUACUUUACAGCACUCAUUACCUAGGAUAAGACUGUACUUAGAAAAGAAUAUAGAAGUAUGCAAUAAAGGGGGUUGUAGGGAUUGUAGAGGUUUUGAUGUGUCAGUGAGGCACGACUUGCUUUUUAUCACUGCUCGAUCACCCACUGACCUCUUUGGUGGAUUUGGACUGAAAAAAUUGUCAUUGACCACUUUUAAACCUGUUAAGUUUAUACCGCUUCAUAAGGAUUCUAUCAGAGACAUGUGCUUCCAUCCAACUGAAAGUAAAGUACUGACAGUAUCUAACGAUAAAAAAUUUAGAAUUACAGAUGCUCAUACUACAAUGACAAUAUUUACCUGUUCCCUUGAUUCGGCGCCUUGGGCUUGUGGCUGGAGUCCUAGAUAUUCUGAAGAAUUGUUUAUUGGAACACAGAAUGGCACCGUGUCGAUUUUUGAUGUUCGGAAUUUGCAUGCACCCAAAAUGAAGUUGAAAAUGGAUGUUCCAGGAGAUUUUAGUCCAGUGGUAUCUCUAGCUGGAUUAAAAGAUGAAUCUGAUUCAGACAUACUUUUAGUUGCCAAACUUAAUUCUCUUUGGGCGUUUCAAAUUCAUGCAGAUGGUACAUAUUCAAGACAUCUGCUUCCAGUUGAAGGCCCAUUUCUAUCUCUGAAAUACGAGCAAGACACUAAACAAAUUCUAGUUAGUUCGAGACCAAAUAAUCAAACGCCUUAUUCAAGACAUUCAGUGUGUUAUCUACAGAAACAACAUGAUCCUGACGUUAUUACAAGCAACAUAGUUCACACGUUUAGAAGUGGCAAUACCGCCAAACUUUUAGCUAAAACGUCUUGCUUUGUACCAAAUAAUAUCGUUGCCGGUCACCAUGAAAGCCGGAAGUCAAUAUUAUUGUAUAGUAUCAACACUGGCGAGGAGAUUGGAUCGUGCCCUACUCAUGAAAACUCAGUUCUGGACAUUAAAAGUUUUAGUAUUCCAAACGGAAAAUUCCUGACAUAUUUGAACGAGAAGAAACUGGAGGUUUUUAAAUUUAACACAUUUUAAGAGGAUUUUUUUACCGCUCUCCAUUUGUGAUAUAGUUUAACUUAUUAAGAAUUUUACAUAUGUAUAUCAUAUAAGACUAUAUAGCAGCUAGAGUUAACUUAAAAAUAGUGUGUAUGUAUGUUGUUAAAUUUUUAUAUCUAUACCUUUUUAAGAAAGUUUGUUAAACCA